Molecule: messenger RNA, 710 nt
Organism: Carassius auratus (goldfish)
Lineage: Eukaryota; Metazoa; Chordata; Actinopteri; Cypriniformes; Cyprinidae
Product: dentin sialophosphoprotein-like
Exons: 3
Coding region: 192-710 (172 amino acids)
Source: RefSeq, a predicted model, not a curated record
AGUUUUAUUGUUUAAGUGCACUUUUGGCAACAACUGUAUCUUACUGUAGUAUAGAAGAUGACAGUGUACUGCAGUUUAUCAUAUUCAUUAAUAUUUAACAAAAGAACACCAUAUAUUCUGCAAACAUAAACAGAAAUACACUUACAGUUCCUAGUUUAUUUUCUGGUGUAAUUGAAUCAUUAGUUCUGUUUAUGUCUUUACCUUCUGUGAAUCUAUUUUUUUUUUACAGGCGAAUGAUGUUCAUGGUGGUCAGAGUGGGACUCCACUGUUGGAUUGAUGCUCAUGAGAGGUCCUCUAAUCACACUAAUGCUCUAGUGAAGAACACCACCAAUGACUCUUCCUCUAAUGAUGCUCUAGUGAAGGACACCACCAAUGACUCGUCCUCUAAUCACACUGAUGCUCCAGUGAAGGACACCACCAAUGACUCGUCCUCUAAUCACACUGAUGCUCCAGUGAAGGACACCACCAAUGACUCGUCCUCUAAUCACACUAAUGCUCUAGUGAAGAACACCACCAAUGACUCGUCCUCUAAUCACACUGCUGCUCCAGUGAAGGACACCACCAAUGACUCGUCCUCUAAUCACACUGCUGCUCCAGUGAAGGACACCACCAAUGACUCUUCCUCUAAUGAUGCUCUAGUGAAGAACACCACCAAUGACUCGUCCUCUAAUCACACUGAUGCUCUAGUGGAGAACACUACCAAUGACUAG